AUGACUGAACAAGAGGACUUGCACCUUUAUCACUUGACUUUACAGCGACAAGCAAACUAUGUUCACUCAUGUGUAGGACAUUUUGUUAAUUAUAAAGAACAUGACUUAUUAGUGGGUAGUAAGGUAGAGGGAAAUGGCUCUGGUAAGACUGGGAAGAGCCGGAAAGAUUUGCAGUUAUGUUUGGCUACUCAGACACACAUAGAUCUAUUUGAUGUUGAAGAUGGUCGUUUGGAGCGUGUGGUUAGUGUGCCUAUUUUUGCCAAUAUUAUGUCUAUGGAUAGGCUAAAGAUUGAGAACAAUACAUAUUUAUUAAUUGCAUCAGAUUCUGGGAACUUGACGGUGUGUGAAUUUGUAUUUAGAGACGGAAUCGUUAAACUGAAGACUUUAUUUAACGAGCCGAUGAGUCGGUCUGGGGUACGAAGGCUAUCGCCGCACUCUUAUCUAGCUGUAAAUCCGCAAGGUAGAUGCAUGAUGGUUGCAGGAAUGGAGAGGAAUAAAUUGUGCUACCUGACGGACGUAAAACAGAACGAGCUGUGCAUUUCAUCCCCCCUAGAGGUAAAUCGGCCUAACUUUGUUUGCAUGGCUAUGGAAGCUUGCGAUGUCGGGUACGAUAACCCCAUGUUUGCAGCUCUCGAAAUAUCUCUUGAUGAUAAAAGCAGACAUUUAAUAUUUUACAUGCUUGAUUUGGGACUUAAUCAUGUUGUCAGAAAGGCGGAGUUUGCUCUCCGAGACCAGAGCGCAUCGUUUUUAUUGGCAAUUCCCAAUUUAGAGCCCUACGGAAUAGCAAAACCAGCCAUUUCUCCUGAAGAAGGUGACCCGGACGCUAUUAUUGCAUAUGCAAUUGUGGGUUUUGAUAAUUAUAUCUCGUUGAGGGACGAGAGCGGUCGAUGUGAUAUCAGUGUCCAACUACCCAGUCGGAAAGAUGCACAGAAGACGCAAAUUACAUGCGGGACUGUGCAUAAGUUGAAGAAGGAGUUUUUUGUUCUUCUGCAAUCAAACUUUGGAGAUCUUUAUAAAGUAAAGAUAAUUCCAGACGCGAAGGAAAAGUUCCCUGUGAUCACUAUAUCAUACUUUGACACUAUACCCCAAGCACAGGGUCUACACAUUUUUAAAAAUGGUUUUCUUUACUCCAACUCAGAAUUCUCUAACCACUAUCUUUAUCAAUUUGAGAAACUUGGUGAUGACGCCGAGGAGGACACUUUGUCAUCCUAUAUGCCAGGAAAGAGGCUAAUUUUUAAACCCAGACUGGAGCUGGAUAACUUAGCGGUUGCUGAUUAUCAAGAUCUGCUAAACCCGAUUGUUGGUGCUCAUUUUUUGAAUAUACUUCCUCUAUCCGCAAUAAUAGAAUCCACUGAUGGCACGAAGCUGUUGAAGGCAGGUGUAUCUUUCGAUGCCAUAAUUUCAUCACCUUUGCCACAAGCCCCACUAGAUAUAUGGACUACAAAAGCGAAUACUUCUGCUUUUCAUAAAUUGUUAUUUAUCGGUCUGGCAGGUUUAACGAUGAUUUUAAAAACAGCCGAUGGCACUAUUGAAGAGUUGGAACUGGACAGUAACCCAUUUAUUCUAAAGAAUGACAAAACAUUGUUAGUAGCAUGCAUGGGAAGGUCUUCGAUUAUCCAGGUAUGUGAGAAUAGACUAAUACAGGUCAUCGAACACCAAAAUGACGAAUACGAGUCAAAGCUAGAGUGGCUUCCUCCAGCAGGUAUUUCUAUCACGAAAGCCGCAGCCAAUAGCUCUCAAUUGGUGUUAUCACUAUCUAACAAUGAGAUUGUAUACUUUGAGGUUGGUAUGAACGACUCUUUGAACGAGCUUCAAGAUAGGAUUGAGCUAGAAGAUCCUGUGACAGAUCUGUCAGUUGCAUACGGACAUAGGUCAGAAUUUUUAGCAGUUGCAUGUAAUGAUGCCUCUGUUAGAGUUUACAGCUUGAAAUCGAAUGAUACUGAGAAUUUUUUGGAAGUUGUAUCGAUGCAGGCACUUAUGUCUGUAGCAUGCUCAGUCCAAUUGCUAGACUCCAAUGUGAACCUAUCUUUGCAUAUAGGUCUAAAUUCUGGUGUUUAUGUCAGAUCUAAGUUAGAUAAAGUGAAUGGGCAACUAUUUGAUGUCCGCACAAAGUUUAUUGGAUCCAAACCCGUUACUAUUACAUCUUUGCCAAAUUUAGAUCCGUUGGUAAACGAUAAUGAAAAUGAAGAUGAUGAAGAAGAAGCGGACGAAGUUAACGUUCACCGGGCCGAAGACAGUGAAAAAGGGACUAUGAUACAUUCUGUAAUGCUGCAUUCAAGCAGAACAUGGAUUUCCUAUGAGCUUGGAACCGAAAUGUUUGUGAGACCAAUGAUAAUAACUGACAAUCAAGUUCUCAAAGCUGCUGCUCCCUUCGCUUCCACUGAGCUUCUCAAGAAUGGCUGUUGUUCCAUUAAUUCCAAUGGGUCUUUGGUGGUAGGUAAAAUUGGGAAGCUCUCUUCUUGCGAUUCAUGGUUCCAGUUCACCGAUGUCUCUGUUCCAAUACCGAAUGGUAGUACCUUUGAAAAGAGGCUAGAAGGUCAUAAGACUGAAUCAUAUCAAAGUGGUACCAAUCAAGGAAAAGCAGAGGGCGAAGAAGAACAAAAAGAAGAAAAGGAAGAGAGAGAAAUAGAGGGAGAUGAAGAGCAAGAGGAUGAGGCUGAGGAUGAGGACGAGGAAGACGAUUAUGAUCUAGUUGAAAAAAAACAGAAAUCCAAUAUGAUUAGGGGAAGGACAGUGCUUGCUGAUCCAGAUGAUGAUAGACUGCUCUACAUUUUUGGAAAUUACACGGAUAGAAAUUGUAGCAUAAUGUCGGUUUUCAAGAACGACAUGUAUUACUCGCAUAAUAUUACCAAUAAAACAUUCCAAAUUUUUGAAGACUGUAAAAUUAUUUCUGUCCAAAUAGCAAGGUUUGGCCAAGAUACGAAGUAUAUUGUACUAUCUACACAAGCAGGGACAUUGAAAACAUUUAGGCUUCAUAUAUAUAAAAGGAAUCAGCAGCGACUAUUUGAUACAAUACACAUUCACGACACAGUAGUUGGUAAUACUGUUCAUGCGUUAGUAGCAUUUGAUGAUAAAAUAUUAGUUCAUGCAAACAGUGCGCUAAUUUUAUAUGGCAUGGGGAAGAAACAACUUUUAAAAAAGUCCCUGACACCAACCUCUUCGUCAAUUAAAAAGGUUGUAGCAUUGGACCAGUGGAAAAACGAUCGGAUAGCGGUAGCUGACAUUCACGAGUCGGUCACACUGUACAUAUAUGACAAGAAGAAAAAUAUCUUUACAGCUAUUGCCGAUGAUAUUACAAAGAGACAUGUUACUUGUAUCAAGUUUCUGGAUGAAUCCACAAUAAUUGGAGGUGAUAGAUUUUCGAAUGUUUGGGUACUGCGGUUACCGCAAGAGUUCAACAAAAUACUAAAGGAAGAUCUUGAAGGAUAUAUACAAACCCUUACAACAAACUUACCAUCGAACAUUAGGGAAGCAAUUUUUAAGUGGAAAUUAACAAACCACUUUUAUGUCAAUGAUAUUCCGAUGUCGUUCCAAAUAAUAUCGUCAACUUUAUUGUCGGAUAGAGAUGUAAUUUACUAUACGGGUUUACAGGGAACGGUCGGUUGCUUUAUACCUUUGAUAACGAGGAAAGAAGUAGAGGUUUUUGAAUCCAUAGACGGUACAAUGAAAGAUGCAGAUUAUAUAUUUUAUCGUGAGCAAGAGGACCGCCGAAGGGACGAUUUUGCAGAAGGCCUUGAUGACAAUGAAGCAGAUUCCGGAAACCUUGACAGCCAUUUUCAGGUAAAGAAGGAACACCGCUUACCGGAAGGAGCUUACUCGUUGGUUGGAAGAGAUAUCCUUGCAUAUCGGAGUUACUACAAUCCAGUAAGGCAUGUGAUCGACGGUGAUUUGUGCGAACGCUAUACCACACUAUCAACGAGAGAACGGAACUUUUUAAGUGAAAAGAUUGGCAGUUCUGUGCAGGAGAUUCAUAAAUAUAUAAAUAAUAUGCGGACUAAUUGUUUGUAG
This is a messenger RNA of Eremothecium sinecaudum, 4008 nucleotides long. It is a transcript of the gene RSE1, whose product is annotated as U2 snRNP complex subunit RSE1. Gene Ontology annotation, molecular function: U2 snRNA binding; protein binding. Gene Ontology annotation, biological process: mRNA splicing, via spliceosome. The transcript has a single exon. The record is from RefSeq and is a predicted model, not a curated record. Bases 1 to 4008 code for a protein of 1335 amino acids. NCBI's taxonomy places the organism in Eukaryota, Fungi, Ascomycota, Saccharomycetes, Saccharomycetales, Saccharomycetaceae. Gene Ontology annotation, cellular component: U2 snRNP; nucleus.